This is a messenger RNA of Schizosaccharomyces cryophilus OY26, 666 nucleotides long. RefSeq names its product transcriptional activator. NCBI's taxonomy places the organism in Eukaryota, Fungi, Ascomycota, Schizosaccharomycetes, Schizosaccharomycetales, Schizosaccharomycetaceae. The transcript has 2 exons. The coding region runs from base 1 to 666 and encodes 221 amino acids. The record is from RefSeq and is a predicted model, not a curated record.
AUGGCUCUUGACGAGUUUUUUUUGUCUGAACAACCUAUGUAUAAUCAUGAAUCGGUCUUACCUUGGUUAUCACCCAUCUCUGAAGGAAUAAGCAGCCCUCCCUUCCAAGAUUUUGACUUACCUCCUUCCUCUUCAUGCUCUUUUUCAUUAUCUUCUAUUACUUCUGGCUCUGAUGAUACGUCCGUAUUGAAUAUGGACUCGACCACAGAUGCUAAUCCUUAUGCUUUGCCAAAGUUGCUCUCAAACGUCAAGCAAGAAACUCCCCUGCAAACCCAAGACGUUCCUUCCAAAGGGUCUGACGUCUUAACAGCUUCUCUCGUGAUUGGAAAACUUGGUUAUGCAAAGUUGAUUCACCAGCAUCGUAAACUGUCUCAGUCCACACGACGUAAGCAGGAUCGUGGCCUUAUGGCAAUGGUCUUAUCAAGGUCUGAAAAACAAGAGGAACGAGAAAAUCACUCUUCGGACGCAAGAGAUGCUAUCAAGAGUGCUCUUCGAAAGAGACUCCGUCGCCGAGAAGGACGGGUUCAAAAAGCUUUAAAGCCUGCUCCUAUUUUGAUUUGUUCUAGAUGUUCUGCUACUUUCGAUCAUCAAUUCGCUCUUUCCUUGCAUGAGAAUGAUUGUUUCACUCAAACAAACUUCAAAUUAUCUGACUUUUUCUGCACAUGA